AUGACGGCUUAUAAUGUAUUGUAUAUAAAGAGCUAUGAAAACAAGAAGUGCUCUCUCGAUGUUCUGAACUGUGUCAAUCAUAUUCAGAAAUCAUUAGAUCGUGAGGUGGCUCUUAAAGGUCCUGAUUAUUUAGCUGGAUUGUUUCGUCUAACUCCUCAGGUACAAUCGAGGGGUUUUGAAGCCAAACAACUAAAACGGAAAACAUCUAACGAGUCAAUACAACAUAAUGAAAGUCACACGACCUUUCAUCGUGAUUUUCCGUCCAUAUCUGAUGGCCCGAAUUCCCAAGAAUCCUUACAAAUCAUUUCUCCUGAGGUUCAAAAUGUAUUCAAUGGAAAGAAUCCAUUAUGUAUUAUUACACAAAUUGAUAGACAGUUAUCAUGUGCUAAAACAAUCAGAUCUGAAUUUCAUCAGCAAGCAUCAACAUCUAAUUCUAUAUAUGAGAAUAGAGAUUAUACAAAUAGUUGUCAUUCUUUAUUAUCAAUAUCUAGGAACAGAGAAAUUAGUGAUAUUGCACCAUCAGUUUUAAAGUAGUAUUGUAGUGAAGGAGUACACAAUUGGGGACAACCGAAUUGUAUUAAGUACAAAAUUACAGAGUGAAUUGGUAAAAUAGAAAACCACAUAGAAAAUCGUCAAUUUGCAAAAUAUCAAUCCAUCAUAUCAAACUGGACUGUUCCUGUUGCAAACAUCAAUCCAUUGUCUCAAAUUUCAUUGUUCAUGCGUUUUCAUACGAAUUGCAUUGUGUUCCCGUUCUUCCUUUCUUGAUCGUCCCACAUCUUCUGCUGCCAGACAUUACGUUUUUAAAACGCGUCAUAUACUACUUAUAUUAAUAUUAAGUAGCACGCACCACAGUAUUACUAGCAAUUUCAAUGAGUAUGUUGUAGCGCAAGCACAUUGUAUUUACGUACACUUAUAACAUUGUAUUUAUCAAGAAGAAUAGUUUCUUUCAAUCAAUACAGUACUAAUUCUCAA
Molecule: messenger RNA, 972 nt
Organism: Schistosoma spindalis
Lineage: Eukaryota; Metazoa; Platyhelminthes; Trematoda; Strigeidida; Schistosomatidae
Source: the annotation of a GenBank genome assembly